Molecule: messenger RNA, 837 nt
Organism: Oreochromis aureus
Lineage: Eukaryota; Metazoa; Chordata; Actinopteri; Cichliformes; Cichlidae
Product: histone-lysine N-methyltransferase EHMT2-like
Exons: 9
Coding region: 1-837 (278 amino acids)
Molecular function (GO): protein binding
Source: RefSeq, a predicted model, not a curated record
AUGCCUUCAAAGGUCGGGCAUUUUCACGACUGUUCCAUUCCAAAAGGAGACUUCCUUUUGGAAUACAGAGGUAAACUCAUACCAAAAGAAGAAUGUGAGCGGAGACACAGAGUUUAUCAUGACAGCCUGAAGGUGUUCAUGUUUGAAUUCAAGUUUGAUGGAAAACUCUGGUGUGUGGAUGCAUCUCAAGAAGAUGGGUCAUUAGGCAGACUUGUCAACGACAACCACAUCAGUCCAAGUGCUAAAAUGAAAAUAUUAAAUAUCAAUGGAAAGCCCCAUCUAUGCUUAUUUGCAAGCAGAGACAUAAGUCCAGGCGAAGAAAUAGACUAUAAUUAUGGUGACUCGGAUUGGCCCUGGAGAUGCAAGGCUGAGACCAGCCAGAUUGAGAAGACUGUGAGCUGCCUAAAGCCGCAACCAAACUGCAUUUCAAACAAUGAUCUGGACCUGAAACAUCCGGAGCCUGAAAGGGAUCUUGAUGAAGAAAUGCCUCAGCAAGGCUCAGAAGCCAUGCAUUCUUCUUCAGUGCAAGAUUCUGAAGAGACUGAGACCAGCCAGAUUGAGAAGACUGUGAGCUGCCUAAAGCCGCAACCAAACUGCAUUCCAAACAAUGAUCUGGACCUGAAACAUCCAGAGCCUGAAAGGUGUCACAGUCAUCGUCUGGUGUGCACAACAAUAUCAUCUUUGGACAAGUGCAUUCAGUGUGUGGGACCGGUUUCCUCCCUCAAGUGGCUUGGCUAUAAGUGCAAAGUUUGUUUAGGGGUCUGGCACAAAUCCUGCCUUGCAAAAUUGGCAAAUCAGAAUUGUCACCAGUCCAACACAGAAAGAAGAAAUUUCUGA